Messenger RNA from Paraglomus occultum, 1662 nucleotides. The record is from the annotation of a GenBank genome assembly. NCBI's taxonomy places the organism in Eukaryota, Fungi, Glomeromycota, Glomeromycetes, Paraglomerales, Paraglomeraceae.
AUGCUACGAAACGCCACGCGCAGAGCUUCGCCUUUGGCUGCACGACUGCAAAGUGCAUUUGCGCGUGUGGAUACGGUUAACAUUGUAAACAGGAACAUUGGAGUGCUCGGCACCCCCCUUAGAUGUUUUGCAACUGCCAAGCCGAGUACUUCCGAAGUGACAAGCAUUUUGGAAGAGAGAAUCCUUGGUGAGACAUCAAAAAUAGAUGUGCAAGAGACUGGUCGUGUGUUAUCGAUUGGUGAUGGUAUUGCUCGUGUUUAUGGAUUGAAAAAUGUGCAAGCUGAGGAAAUGGUUGAAUUCUCAAGUGGGAUUAAGGGCAUGGCACUUAAUCUUGAAGCCGACAAUGUUGGUAUCGUCGUCUUUGGUAAUGAUCGUUUAAUCAAAGAAGGAGACGUGGUCAAACGAACUAACCAAAUCGUCGACGUGCCUGUUGGUCCCGGCCUGCUUGGUCGUGUGAUUGAUGCCCUUGGUAAUCCGAUUGAUGGCAAAGGUCCUAUAUCAGCAACCGAGCGUAGGCGAGUGCAAGUCAAAGCACCUGGGAUUCUUCCUCGCCAAUCUGUUAGUGAGCCUAUGGCUACUGGCAUCAAGUCUGUUGACGCUAUGGUACCGAUUGGAAGAGGACAGCGAGAGUUGAUCAUUGGAGACAGACAGACAGGGAAAACCGCUGUUGCAUUAGAUACUAUUUUGAAUCAGAAGAGAUGGAACGACGGGAAUGAUGAGAGCAAGAAAUUGUAUUGUGUAUACGUUGCCGUCGGGCAAAAGAGAUCAACUGUAGCACAGUUGGUGCAAACGUUAGAAGAAAAUGAUGCGUUGAAAUAUUCCAUAAUCGUAGCGGCAACGGCUUCCGAAGCUGCCCCUCUACAGUACCUUGCUCCAUUCUCAGGCUGUGCCGUUGGCGAAUGGUUCCGUGAUAAUGCCAAACACGCAUUAAUCAUAUAUGACGAUCUUUCCAAACAAGCCGUUGCCUAUCGUCAAAUGUCUUUACUUCUGCGUCGUCCUCCUGGUCGUGAGGCUUACCCUGGUGAUGUGUUCUACUUGCACUCACGUUUACUGGAACGAGCUGCCAAGAUGAAUAAAACUCAUGGCGCUGGGUCUUUGACAGCUUUGCCUAUUAUUGAAACUCAAGGUGGUGAUGUGUCAGCCUAUAUUCCAACUAAUGUCAUUUCGAUUACGGAUGGGCAGAUUUUCUUGGAAGCCGAAUUGUUCUUUAAAGGUGUACGACCGGCUAUCAAUGUUGGUUUGUCCGUAAGUAGAGUGGGUAGUGCUGCCCAAACGAAAGCCAUGAAACAGGUGGCUGGUUCUUUGAAACUGUUUUUGGCUCAGUAUCGUGAAGUCGCUGCUUUCGCUCAAUUUGGUUCCGAUCUCGAUGCCGCCACACGUUUCUUGUUGAAUCGUGGAGAACGAUUAACUGAAUUACUCAAGCAACCUCAAUUCAGACCCCUUCCAGUAGAACAUCAAGUUCCACUUAUAUUUGCUGGUGUCAACGGUUUUCUUGACAAAAUUGACGCUAAGCGCGUAACUGAAUUUGAACAGGCAUUUAUUCCCUAUGUUGUAUCUAAUCAUUCUGAUGUUCUAGAGACAAUCAAAAAGGAGGGCGUUAUAUCUCAGACUACUGAGGAUAAACUAAAGGAAAUUUUAACCGAGUUUUUAAAGACCUUUUAG